Molecule: messenger RNA, 624 nt
Organism: Aspergillus viridinutans
Lineage: Eukaryota; Fungi; Ascomycota; Eurotiomycetes; Eurotiales; Aspergillaceae
Product: 2EXR domain-containing protein
Exons: 1
Coding region: 1-624 (207 amino acids)
Source: RefSeq, a predicted model, not a curated record
AUGUCCGCGAAUUUCCACUUCUUCCCCCUGCUGCCAGCCGAGAUUCGCGUCUAUAUAUGGAAUCUCUCUUUUCCCACCAACCGUGUCAUUCGCAUAACCUGUGAUCGGGGCAUUAAACCAACUUCCCGACGCUACGCCCGCGGCUUCCGCGUCAACCAUCCCAAUCCUGCACAGCUCAUGGUCAACCGGGAAGCCCGCGAGGAAACCCUACGGGUGUUUGGCCCCUACUUCCGUACGGAAGAAUCGCCGCAUGCCUGCAUUUACCUUGCCCCCGAGCGGGACACGGUGCAUCUGGCGGAAGCGGUGCUAGCUUAUCUUGGUGAGAUCGAGCGCAAUGCUCUUCAACGCAUGAUCAUCGAGGUUCAUGAUUUUGUAAUGUUUGAGACGUACGGAAUGGGGGAUUUGGGGUGCAUGCAGGCAUUGAAGGAGGUGGACUUGAUUGUGUCGCGGACACCGGUGGCUGUGUACUUCAAGCAUGAUCCUGUUGAGGUGCUUAGAGAUGCCUUUGAGGAGUAUGCAAGGAAUCAGCCACAGUGGCAGAUACCUCAGGUCAGGGUGCUGGCUGCUUCGGGGAAGCAGAUGGGCAGUUUUACAAUUGAUCUUUCGGAAGUUGGUACGCCAUGA